Trichoplusia ni (cabbage looper) is the source of this 2450-nucleotide messenger RNA. RefSeq names its product piggyBac transposable element-derived protein 4-like. NCBI's taxonomy places the organism in Eukaryota, Metazoa, Arthropoda, Insecta, Lepidoptera, Noctuidae. The coding region runs from base 375 to 1925 and encodes 516 amino acids. The record is from RefSeq and is a predicted model, not a curated record. The transcript has 2 exons.
CACGUUGACGGACAGUACUUCCUGUAGGCGUCAAGCCAGUCAGAAGUAAUACGACAGUACGUCCUUCGACGUCGAUCUUUUGACUAGUUUAAACACAGUACGCCAUAAGACGUAAAAUUUUACAGGCAUUCAUAAGGAAGGGCAUGUUGUACUGUCACCGAAGAUAUAUUUUAGACUUUAUACUGUCACCACACAAUGUUUAAAAAUCUGUUCAAAGAAAGUACCUGCACACACACAUCCACAUUUUUUUGGCACUGCCCUCACACACACUACGCCCAUAGCCGUCGUGUUUUCAUACAUUUUGUUUAGUACUGCGCCACGGCGGUGCGCCGACAGGUCGUUACGUGAUUUCGCGCGCAAUUAUUUUUUCGAACAUGGCUUCCCGCGAUUCAUAUGAAAAAGAACAAAAGCGGAUUCAGGACUUAUUUGACGCUGCUUUGUCUUCUGAAUCGAGUCAUGACCCCUUUGAAGAUGAUGGAGAAUUCGGAUCCGAUGCCGAUUUUCAACCAUCUGGUGAAGAAUCUUCGAGUUCCGAGGGUGAAGCUCAGGCAUCACAAAUGAGACACAAACAACAUAGAACAGCUGCAGUAUCCUCUGGUGAGUCUACAUCCUCUUCAUCUAGUGAUACAGAUGACCCUGAUGAACUUAGUAAUCACGUUAUACAAAGUUCUGAGAUACCUGUAAACCAAGAACCUGCUCCAUUGGUACCUGGUGUGUUUGUAAAUGACGAAGAGAACACUAAUGUGGAUCAAGUCACCUCUGAUCAACCGAACCCUACCAAUACGAGUCCUAGGGUAUCAGACAUACCUCUUGCAGAUGAAUCAUGGUCUCACACAAUUGCUGAAAUACCAGAUUUCAAUUUUGAUAGCUCUCAAUGUGGUAUAACCGUAAAUGUUGAUGACAUGAACGGAGUUCUUGAUUUUUUCUACCUUGCAUUUCCGCAAAAUUAUAUAGGAUACCUGGUAAACUGUACUAAUAGUUAUGGGAAUGCUUUAUGCAAUAGUAAUAGACCUCACACCAGACAUAGCCGCAAAAUGGCAUACCGUGAAGUCACUUCCGAAGAGAUUAUGAAAUUUCUUGGACUUAGCCUACUCAAAGGUCAUAUAAAAUGUCCUAAACAAAGAAACCUUUUUUCAUUAUCUGAUCCACUACAUUAUCACCCCAUAUUUAGUUUCAUAAUGUCCGGACGAAGAUAUGAGCAAAUCCUACGCUGCCUCUAUGCAUCGGAAUUGGAAGCCAAAGGAGAAACUAAGGUUGUAAAAUUUAUUGAUAUGAUGACUCUAAACUUUCGUAAAAUUUACAAUGCUGGAAAAGAACUAUCAUUGGAUGAGUCGCUUCUACUAUUUCGAGGUCGUUUGCACUUUCGUCAAUAUAUCAAGUCGAAAAAGGCUCGCUAUGGCAUCAAAUUUUAUGAACUCACCACAUCUGAUGGCUAUGUGCUAAAUAUGAAAAUGUAUUCAGGUAAAGAAGCACCUGAGCAAAACUUGGGUGAAAAUGGGUCUAAGACAGAAAAGCUCGUAUUGCGAUUAAUGCGUCCGUAUUUGCUACAUGGUCAUCAUCUUUUCAUGGAUAACUACUAUAAUUCUGUGAAUUUAUCACAGAAACUGAUUGAUUUGAAGACCCACUGCACUGGAACUUUGCGGGCAAAUCGUAAAGAAAAUCCUGUAUAUAUUGUAAAGAAAAAGCUGAAGAGAGGUGAGCACGUAUGGGCACGUAAGAAUAAAGUUUACGUUUCAAAGUGGAAAGAUAAACGUCCAGUAAUGAUGAUUACCACUGGCCAACAUCCUUCGAUUGUGGAAGUGAGUAACAGAUUUGGCAAGAGAAGACUGAAACCCGCAGAAGUGGAACUUUAUAACAGGUACAUGUCUGGCAUUGAUAGGUCCGAUCAAUUGAUAUCUUAUUACUCGUGCCCCGAAAAACUAUAAGAUGGUACAAAAAGGUAUUGUUUCACUUGCUAGAUAUUGCGGUAUGGAAUGCUUACUUUCUGUAUAAAAAAUAUAAGAAAAACAACGCCUCUUCGUAUCAUUAUAUUAACUAUCGAGAAGAACUGAUCAAGGUGAUGAUUGGGAUUCAUGAUCGAAAUAUCAAAGGAAAAGACAUGGUCAAUCAAAGCAGCAUUUAUGAUAACAGACGAUUCCGACCAAGCACAUCAUCUGCUCCACAGGCAGUCAAUAUUUCUGGUACUGAAAAUAUCAUAACUGGUCAUUGGCCAGAACAAAUUUUAUCUAGACCUGGUACAGCAAAAAAGUUUGCUUUCCUAAAGUGCAAAGUUUGUACUAAAAAAAAUAUUCGAAAGGAAACGAGCUAUCGCUGUAAAGGAUGCCCCGAUAAACCUCCAUUGUGUCCACCAUGUUUCGAAUCUUACCAUAAUAGUAUUGACAAUAAUGAAUAAUUACGCUGAUUUUUAGAUUAUGAAACUGAUUGUGAUAUCACGUUCCUUACGUACAAAA